Molecule: messenger RNA, 613 nt
Organism: Erigeron canadensis
Lineage: Eukaryota; Viridiplantae; Streptophyta; Magnoliopsida; Asterales; Asteraceae
Product: enhancer of rudimentary homolog
Exons: 4
Coding region: 107-418 (103 amino acids)
Source: RefSeq, a predicted model, not a curated record
AAAAGAUCCCCAAUUCGAUCUUCAUUUGAUACAUAACAGUCAAACACCCAGAAAGACUAAGCUGAAAAAUAUAAGUCUUCAAUCUUCUAUCACCUGCAAAUCUUUAAUGGCGGGUAACAGACACACCAUCAUACUAAUGCAGACUUCUCAUAACCGAGCGACUAGGACGUUUAUGGAUUACGAGUCGAUAGGUCAUGCCAUGGAUGGUAUAUGUGGUCUGUAUGAAAGGAAGCUUAAGGAAUUGAAUCCAGCUAGCAGAAAUAUAACUUAUGACAUUGAGGAUCUUUAUAAUUUUAUUGAUGGCCUUACUGAUUUGAGUGCUUUAGUCUAUGAUCCCUCAAUCCAGGCAUAUCUUCCGAAUGACCGACAAUGGAUCAGACAAAGGAUGUUUGGUCACCUGAGAAAGUUGGCGCACUGAUCGGCUAUUAGCUAGCUGCAUUAUCAUACAAGCUAGCACUUAACUUUCCUGUUGAUGUAAACAUAACUUUUAGUGCACUAAUAUGGCACUUGUAUCACACUUAUGUUCUGCCUGUAACUGUACACUAUUUGGUAAAUUUUGGUGUACCUAUUCAGCUCUGUGUGCUUUAAAUGGGAAAGUUGUAUGUUUAUAUUA